Molecule: messenger RNA, 999 nt
Organism: Trichomonas vaginalis G3
Lineage: Eukaryota; Parabasalia; Trichomonadida; Trichomonadidae
Product: Listeria-Bacteroides repeat domain (List Bact rpt) family
Exons: 1
Coding region: 1-999 (332 amino acids)
Source: RefSeq, a predicted model, not a curated record
AUGGUGUUAGAAGUAAGUUAUUCUACUAGAACUACUUUUAACAUCAAAAACGGAACUCUGAAAACAACUUAUAAUGAUAAUGGAUAUCAAGUUGUAUUUAAAGUUGAUGGAACUCAGGUUAAUGUUCCCGGAACUUCAACUAACGGCAAGGCAUCAAAUGGAAAUUGUAACAUCGUUACAACCUUAUCAUUGAUUUCAUUAAAUAUGUUUGUAAAUGUAGGAUUUACAGUUUCUUGUACAGAUCAAGCAAAUCAUACAAUUGGAAUCGCCGUACAUGCUGAUAUUUCAAUUGGCAAUGUAGAUUCAGCUCCGAUUACGAAUAUAGAAGGUGACAGAGGCUUUAUUAUGUCCGAUGGAACAAAUUCGGUAAACAUGUUGUUAAGAGAUAGCUAUGGUUCAAUUAACGUAGAUACGUAUUGGUAUGGAGGAUAUAGUUCAAGAACAUCAAAUUUAUGGAAAAAUGGUACACAAAGUAGUCCAACAUAUUACGAUCUUAAAGGUGUUGAUAGUGGUAUGGCAUUUUCUUGGGACAAUAGGCUUUGUCAGCCUGGCGAAACUUUAAGAUUCUCCCUCACAUCAGGUAUUGGUAAAAUUAUGAAGCCACCUGAGCUGAAAAUGACUAAAAUUCCAAAAGAUAAGUACCAAAUGAAUCCUGACUUACAAAUCCCUAUUGCUGGAACUGUUUAUCAUCCAGAUGCAGAUCGUACAUGCAUUGUUCGUUACUAUAUUGAUGUUGGAGAAGAAAUAGAACUUGCAUCUGGCCUGGACGUAGGUCAGAAAACUGUUUCGUUCAGUGGAUAUGUCCAAAUUCCUAUUUUAUCAGGUGGAUAUCAUACAAUGUUCUUUUAUGCUCAAGAUAAUAAAGGUAUUCCUUCAAAUGCGGUCAAUGUAAGGUUCUAUUAUGAUCCAUUCCCACGUACUGUUAAAAAAGCAAAGAAGAAAUCAGUAAAUUCCUUGGCACAAAUCGCUGGACUUUAUAGUCUUGCAAAUGAAGCUUAA